UCAGGCUGUCCUCCUGAGUUCUGGGCGUCAGACUGUCGCCAGGUGUGUCGGUGCCAUCCACACGGCCGAUGUAACCCCGUCACAGGUGAAUGCACCUGCAACCCAAACCGCUGGGGUCCACUGUGCCAGUACCCCUGCAAAUGCACCCGCCGUGGCCACUGCCACCCCGUCCAUGGGAACUGCACCUGCGACGAAGGCUGGUGGACGCAAACCUGCUCCAAACCGUGCCAGUGCGUCAGCAACGGCUCUGUGGGUCCCGGGUGCGACCAGCUAACAGGCCGCUGUCAGUGCCGGAGAGGACACUGGGGGCUGAAAUGUCCCGUCACCUGCAACUGCUACCUGUCGAUGUGUAAUGAGAGAACUGGUGUGUGUGAGUGUGAGGCAGGCUGGUGGGGACCCAGCUGUGACCGGCGAUGUAAGUGUGACCUCACACACGGCAGCUGUGACCCUAGUAACGGGGAGUGCCUGUGCCACCUGGGGUACCAGGGUGCCACCUGUAACCAGCCCUGUGAAUCUGGAAAGUAUGGCAGUGGGUGUAAAAUGAGCUGUGGUUACUGUAAGGACAACCAGCUCUGCUCUGCCACUGACGGGGCCUGCGCCGCCUGUGAACCCGGCUGGAACGGUACACAGUGCGACCGCCCGUGCCCGUCUGGUUUUUACGGUGACGGCUGCCAGGAGAAGUGUCCACGUUGCAGGAACAACGAACCAUGUGACCCAAAGACAGGAAAUUGUUGGAGGUGUGACCACGGAUGGACAGGAUCCAGGUGUGAGGAGGCCUGCCCUGACAGGACGUUCGGAGACUCCUGCAGCUUCCUGUGCAGCCCUUGUAUCCAUGGUAACUGCCAUCACGUGACAGGAAGAUGUGUCUGUCAGCCAGGCUUUCAGGGAGAGAGCUGUAACAGCAGCUGCUCUGAUCUGCAGUUCGGCCUCAACUGCUCCUCUGUGUGUGACUGUGCUGAGGGGGUCCGCUGCCACCCAGUCACUGGAGUCUGCCCCAACAGUGGCAGGAGUGCUGUACUAGCAGGAGUGUUGGUCCCUUUGCUCCUGUUGCUGUUAGCUGUGCUCUGCUGUUGUUUGUGUUGUGGAGGAGGCCCUGUUGACAGCAAAGACAGGGCGGCUGUGGCUGAAGGGGGUUUGUCUGUUCGGAUGAAAUAUCAUGUCUACAGCGUCCUGGCAAACAUCAGUGCUGCUCUGCCAUGUAUCUCUAGCUGGUCCUCUGGUCUGCCUCGUGUCACCGUAUCUCACCAUGACCCAGAGCUGACCUUCAACCACAGCUUCAUUGAGCCUCCAUCCUCUGGCUGGGUGACGGAGGGGUCGUCCUUUGACAGUGAUGAGGAGGAGGGUGAAGCUCUCUACUGUGUGCCUCCAAGAGAAGACAUCCCAGCCGUGGCAGGCGGCGAGUUCCAUGAGAUGAGCUCAAAGUGUAACAUGUUCCUGGACCCAUCAGGCUUCAGCAGCGAGGACAUCACCUCACCCUUCAACAUCCCUCGCACCUCCAGCAUCGCCAAGUCAAAGCGGCCAUCUGUCUCUUUCGCAGAGGGCACCCGCUUCAGCCCCAAGGAGCGGCGUGGCUCCGCUCAAGACCCUGGCGCUCUCCCUCGCAACAAACCCAAAUCCACCUGGGGGGUUUUGAUGCUCUCUGCCCUUCAAAGUCAGGGAGGUGCUGCUAGACCUGGGGAUGAGGAUGCAGCAGAGGGUGAGGACAAGGAAGAGGAAGUGGAUGAGCAGGCUACAGACAACCAGGAGUCAAGCUGUGAGGCAUGGGACCAGGAAGUAGACAAAACCCCAUCCCGAGCCACCUCACAGGUCCCAAGCUCAGCAGGAAGAAGACGGACCAUGUCCAACACAGCUGCACAUAAAGGGAACCUGCCGCAAACAUCUGGCUGUGAUGCUCAGGCCGGGGUUUUAAAUAAAGUCACCACAGUGUAUGUGACAGUGGGUAAAGCAGGGAGACCCGUCUCAGAGACAAGCUCGGAAGGCCCCGUUCAAGCCAUGCUGCGAAGACUCGGCAGCCUUCAGAGACAAAGAGAGCAGGAGUCUGGCAAGUCCAAAUCCAAGGGAGUCGAGGGGAUCACCAAACCACCCAGACGGAAGCUUGGAGAUAGGGCGAGUGUGUGGGAGCGGGGAGAGCCACCUGGAGGGGAGGUCGCCAUUUGUAAACCUAUAAGACGGAAGCAUGCUUCCCACAACUCCUCUGACAGUGUGGCCCGUAGUGAUGUUUCCCAAUCAGAGAGUGGCACCCCCAAACGACCGCUGUCCUCCAUUUUGAAAAGCGUGCCAGAGCUGGCUGCAUGCGACCCGGGGCCAGUUCUGAGGGCUGAGGAUGAGGGCUCCAGUUCAGGAAAGACCGAGAGCAACUACCUGACUGUAGGACCGUCAGGAGACGCUGCGAGUCUCACAGAGGUCAUCACCAACGAAGGAGCAGUGGUCAGUGUGAAUGAUGAACCUUGCUAUGAAAAUGUCAUGAUUAACCACUUGUGACCUCUGACUAACCACGGCAUCAGCAGGACUGAUUCUAACGGAUGUAUAUUUAUUUUUACUACUGUAAAUUUCAGUUAGCAGACCAUGGAUUCUUGAAUGAAGGUGUUAUCAUGUUUAACAGUAAUGUAAAAGUGCAGCUUACAUCAGGAUAUUCAUGCGGCGAGCAUUUGCAUUGAGACUAUAGAAUAAACAUUAACAAAUAUAUAGUUAGGGUAGAGCACAAAUACUAAAGAGUUUCAGGUGUGGAACUUGGAUAAUUUUAAGAAAACCACUUGUUGCAUUCACAACCUCCAUUGUCAUAUGGAAACCAAAUGAAUGAUAUUUUAUUUAAUUUGCACCCGUGUUGUGUUAAGUGAAUACGGACAAGUACUGUUAAAUCUGGGCCUUUGCCAGAAGAGAAAACCAUUAAGCCUAGAGAGAGAAUGUCAAGCACCUACUUCCUGGAUUGUAACAGAAGGACAAGAACAAAUGUGUUGUAUUUAUAGAGAGCUUUUCUAGUCUUAUAUAAACUCAUAUUCAUACGCUUAUAUAAGCAACACUUUUUCUAUUCUGGAGAAAUGUAUGUGAUCACAGUAUAAUGAAUUAUGUGUUGCAAUUUUGAAGCGAACACAAUGAAUAAGAUUUGCUUGUUUUAUUGAAACACAAUUAAGAACAGACUGUAAAUAUGCAAACAAACGUGACUCUGUAAACAGAAUGUCCUGUAGACGUCAGUCAAAAACCACCAACAUUUACCUAGUUCAUUCUGUCAGUGCAUUAUUGUGUUCAAUUUCACUCUUUGAAGCUUAUCAGUUAUGUUAGAAAACUGUGGUUGUAAAUAUGAUUUGUGUCCUUGAGCAUGAACUCAGCUGCAUUCUGACCUCUAAAACACAAUUUAGGAGUUUUUCUUUUCUCUUAAUCAAAUUUAUGACACCUCCUUCCCUGCCAUUAAUGUUUUAAAUGUCUAUCACUGUAUAUUUCUUGACAAUUAAUAAUGAGAGUAUAAACAUUUUGACAUUUGAGAUACAUGAUUCAGAAAACAUAAGUGAUUCUGUGUCUGUGUGAGUAUUUGAAUGGAUGUAUUGUAACACACUCCUCAACUAUGACGACACUGGAGACUUAAAUGAAAAGCUGUGAAUGUAUAAAAUGUUAAACCUGUUAACUGUUGCAAAUAAACAUAGGUUUUCUUUAAUCAGAACGGUUGUGUUCGAUAAAGUAGGUAAACCGAUGACCUGCAGAGUUCAGAAAACCUGCCUGCUGAACUUUGGCCACAACAAGGACUUUCACAGAUCAAUAUUUUCUAAAGUUAAUGAGCAGCUAGUU
This is a messenger RNA of Paralichthys olivaceus (Japanese flounder), 3780 nucleotides long. Lineage: Eukaryota; Metazoa; Chordata; Actinopteri; Pleuronectiformes; Paralichthyidae. The record is from RefSeq and is a predicted model, not a curated record.